This is a messenger RNA of Anopheles gambiae (African malaria mosquito), 3222 nucleotides long. Its product is annotated as xylulose kinase. The record is from RefSeq and is a predicted model, not a curated record. Gene Ontology annotation, cellular component: cytosol. Gene Ontology annotation, molecular function: D-xylulokinase activity. The transcript is spliced from 5 exons. Gene Ontology annotation, biological process: xylulose metabolic process; D-xylose metabolic process. Bases 1108 to 2778 code for a protein of 556 amino acids. NCBI's taxonomy places the organism in Eukaryota, Metazoa, Arthropoda, Insecta, Diptera, Culicidae.
ACCAUUCGGCGGAUGCAGACGGACCGGCGGCGGAUACAAGUCGGCCGGCAAGCACCACCACCAAAAGGCAACGUCCGGCGGCAAAGAUGAAGGAGAAUGCGCCCUCGCACGACUACAAUCUGCGGCAGCGGGGCAAAGCGACGGCCGGCGAGAACGACGUGUUCGAGCGCAACUACCAGUACGCCUUCAUCUACAAGGCGAAGCACGAGAAAGCGGUGAAGGAGCAGGAGGAGGCCCACGCCAACUUGCCGCACUUUAAGGCCCAACCGAUGCCGAUCGGGUCGCCGCCGCGCCGUAUCCGGAUGCCCCAGUUCACCAUCCCGCACACGCCGGAGGUGUUGAAGCACCAGAACAAGAAGCAGGCGGAGGAGUGAAGCAAAGCAGGCGUUAGCUUAAGAACCUUAGUUAGGAACCGUGUCCGCCGGUAGGAUUGAUUUGAGCCGGAAGGAAGCUGCUUGAAGGAGAGGAUUGUGUAGAGAGGAUAGCAUAGAUGUGUCAUAUAAAUAGUUUUGUAGAACAAUCCGAAGUACAACAGUGUGAUAAACGAUUUUAAAGCUUGUAACAAUGUGGCGUGCAUCGAUGGCAUACAUAUUUUACUCUUCCCCUUGCACGCGUACCAGUGGGUCGGGAUUUUGGGCAAAUAAUGGCUAGAUAAUGGCUAGAUAAACUAAGCUUACUGUCUAAAAUAAGCUUUUGUUUUACCAAAUUUUUGCAGCACAAAAACUCCCACCUUCAGCGUUUGUUUUUACCGUUGACAGUUUGAAUGCUUUCAAACCACCUUGACACAGCCAACUGACAGCUGGCAACGAAUGACGCGCCGUGCUGCUAGAAGACAGCAAAACAACAGCAACAGCACCGAAAUGUAAACAGACGGCAGCGCAAAAGUAGCGGUCCAGCAUACCGCCACCGUCCGGGCCCAGGCCAGACCAUCGCCAGCCGUGGCAGUGAAAACGCACACGUACCCGGACAGUGCAACAGUGAUUUCCACGUGUGGCAAACAGGUAGUAGCGGGGUGACACACAGUGAUACAUCGACACCGCCCACCACCCUGUCCCAUCCCUUCCCGCAUGCUGCUGGGGGUGUCCACCGCACGAUCAACAGCGUACGAUGCAGUCGGCAAACGAAACCUACCUCGGGCUGGACCUGAGCACGCAAAAGCUGAAAGCAGUCCUGUUGAACGCUAACUUGGAGAAUGUGGCCCACGCGGAGGUAAAGUUCGACUCGGACCUGCCUGAAUUCCGAACGACGGGCGGAGUGAACGUUGGCACCGCCAAGAAUGAAUUCUACGUCCAGCCCGUCAUGUGGAUCAAGGCGCUCGACAUGGUGCUGGACCGGAUCGUGGUGCAGGGGGCCGACCUCAGCACGGUCGUCGCGCUGAGCGGCUCGGCCCAGCAGCACGGCUCGCUGUACUGGUCCCGGUCCGGGCUGGACACGCUGCGCCAUCUCGACGCGGACAAGUUUCUGCACACGCAGCUGGACGAUUCGGCGUUCACCGUGCACCGGACGCCGAUCUGGAUGGACGGCACGACCGGGCGGCAGUGCGAGGAGAUGGAGGCGGCCGUCGGUGGCCGGGAGCGGAUGGUCGAGAUAACGGGGUCCCGCUGCUACGAGCGCUUUACCGGCCCGCAGAUCAGGCGCAUCUUUCAGCAGCGCCCGGACUGCUACCGGAACACGGAGCGCAUCUCGCUCGUGAGCAGCUUCCUGGCGUCGGUCUUUCUCGGCGAGGUCGCCCCGAUCGACUGCUCGGACGGGUCCGGCAUGAAUCUGCUGGACGUGCGGACGCGCGACUGGUCGGACGAGUGUUUGGCCGCGUGCGCACCGGACCUGCGGGCGAAGCUGGGCGCACCGGUGCCGGCCGCGACCGUCAUCGGCCCGAUCGGUUCGUUCUUCGUGCAGCGGUACAACUUCAACACCGGCUGCCGGGUGGUCGCGUUCACCGGGGACAAUCUGUCCGCGCUGGCCGGCAUGAACGUGGGCAAGGAUUGGCUGGCGCUGUCGCUCGGCACGAGCGACACGGUGAUGAUGCGGCUGAACGCGCCCUCGAACCUGCAGGAGGGCCACGUACUGGUGCACCCGACCGACGACGGCUUCAUGGGCUUGCUCUGCUUCCGUAACGGUUCGCUCGUGCGGGACAUCUUCAAGCGGGCGGAAGCGAACGACAACUGGGAGAACUUUAGCGAGCUGCUCGACUCGACGCCCCGCGGCAACUUCGGCAACCUCGCGCUGCACUUCCUCUCGAAGGAGAUCCUGCCGCCGGUCAAGGGUUCGCUGCGCUGGAACAAAAACUCCAGCCUGGCGAGCGUCGAGCUGGCGAAGGGCGUGCUCAAGUACAGCUCGCCCCAGUCCGAGAUCCGGGCGCUGGUCGAGGGCCAGAUGCUGACGCGCAAAACGUACGCUACCGAGAUGGGCUUCAGCUUUGGCGAGAGCACGAAGAUCCUGGCGACGGGCGGUGCGUCCGCCAACCGGUCCAUCCUGCAGGUCGUGUCGGACGUGUUCAAUGCGCCGGUCUACACGCAGAAAACGACCGAGGCGGCCCUGGUCGGGGCGGCGUACCGGGCCAAGUACGUGCUGAGCGUGGCCCGCAGCCGGGAGGCACCGUGCGGCGACGGCAAGGGCGCGGUGAGCGCACCCGGCCCGUACUACGACUUCAUUGCCGGGCUGCUGCCCCACUCGGUGACGCGCGUCUGCGACCCGAGCAAGGACAGCGAGCAGAUCUACGGCGCGAUGGAGGAGCGGUACCGGGCGAUGGUGAGCUUCAUGAUGGAGCAGCAGGACUAGCCCAGCGUGCACUAGCUAGUAGCCUUGCCCAGUGAUAUGAGUACUUUAAACGUUCCACACACGCACCGCUUGCGAACGCUUGUGCAAGGAGAGGGAAAGACAGAGAUAGGAACAAAAACAAAAAACAAAAAGAAAAACAUUCCAAUUUACAGUGUGAUGCGACAAUAUGUGCGCCGAGUUGAACGCACUGGCAGACGCGUUUUCCUAUUUGGCAAAUUUGGCCGCCUGCCCCGGUUCGGUUCGCCUUAACCUACCGCCUAGCGAAAAUGACGGACCAAAGUAGACUAGGGAGCGAAGUUUUGCGAAGCGGCGAGAUGGCAAAGCAAGGCUCAUUUUAUAAUUUGAUAAUUUUUGUUACAUUUUACUCUUUUUACUAAAACCAAGCUUACUGUUGUUACCCGACGUCUUCUUUUAUUUACGAAUAAAAUGCGACUUAACGAUCAA